AUGGGCGUCCGUGAAGAUAAGUGGAAAUGGGUUGGGAAGGUUUUGGGACCGACAGACUGGUUCUCCCUGUUCCUCGUAAGCUGGCAUCAGGGCCCAUCUUCCGGGCUACUGGAGACGCACAGAACAGAAACCACCCGUACUAAAAAGGUACAAAUGAAAACCGGCAAGUCACAUAGGAAGGAAAUAGAAGCUAAAAGGGAAGCCCGUCAAAGACAACCUUCUUUGGCUUUGAAACGACAAAAAAUUGAAGAGGCGAAAAAAGCUAGAAAAAUUUUUGACCACAGUUUGCGUGAAGCAAGUACUGAGCAAUGGAAUAAAUAUUUGUCUAGUUUAGAAGGAAAUGACAUUUGGAAGAUUUUGAAGUAUAUUAAUCCAAAAAGCAAUGAUACCAUUAUACCACAAAUUAGAAAAGAAGAUGGAACUCUCACUACUACUGUUGACGAAAAAAGACAUGAAAUAUGGAAGGCACUUCUACCUGAAAUUGAUCAUGGUCUUGAUAGAGAGUUUGAAAUUGACGACGAUUCUCGAUGGCCAAAAUUAGAGUUUGAUGAAGUUGACUCUGCAUUGGCUGAUACCCCAAAUGAUAAAGCUCCAGGAGACGAUGGAAUUACUGGCAAAGUUUUAAAGAUGGCAUGGCUGAAUAAAGACUUUAAGGAAAGGUUUUUCAAGCUUCUCCAAGCUUGUGUGAAGUUUGGAUACCACCCAAAAGUCUGGAGACAUGGCAUUAUUGUUGUUAUACCUAAACCUAAGAAACCUGACUAUUCAAAGCCAAGAGCAUACCGACCAAUUUCCUUACUUAAGAUUCCAUCUAAAGUACUGGAAAAAUUAUACAAAAAGAAUGACCAAGCUUACAACACACUUACUUCCACCAGAGCAAUAUGGGGAAGACAAGGUUAUUGUGCUACUGAUGCUGUUUUGGAACUUGUCCAAAGAAUUGAAACUAGUAAAGAAAAAAAACUUUCAGCUAUGCUCAUUGAUAUUCAAGGAGCUUUUGAUAAUGUCAACAGAAAUUUAUUGGCAGACACAAUGGAGGAUAUGAAACUACCCAAAGCACUUAUAAACUGGACAUACCAAUUUUGCAACUUACUUUUACCUAAUGGAGAACUUCGUGAACCCCAGAAGGAAGUUAAAUUGCUUGGAAUUACUUUGAACAAUCUGCUUGAUUUUAAAUCACAUAUUUUGAAUAAAAUCAAUAAAGCAAGAAAAGCUGUUGGUGCUAUUUGGCAUCUUGGUGGCGUGCAAAAAGGUAUGCGAGGGUCUGCAGUCAGAUCACUGUAUAUUGCUUGCGUGAGACCAAUUGUUGAAUAUGGCUUAGAAAUUUGGCAUCAUAAAAUCUUGAAAGGAGAAAUCCACAAGUUGGAAGUGAUGCAGAACAUGGCUUUAAGAAGAAUUGUUGGUGCUUAUCGCACAACUCCUAUUGCGGUACUACAAAAGGAAGCUGGUAUUAUGCCAUAUAGUAUUAGGCUAAAAUUUAUGGUGGCACGAAAAGCUAUUCGUUUACACCUAAAUAUUAGCAAAACUAAUCCUAUUAAUGGUCAUUUGUUAACAUUGAUUGAGAAAUCUCCAAUUGCAAAGCUAACCACGCUUUACAUGUUGGCGAAAGAUGAUAGAGACUAUAUGAUUAAAAAGGAUGAAAAACGAAAAUGCAAGAGGGUUGAACCUCUUACACUGAAACAACAACAAAAUCAGACGAUUGGAAUUUUGAAGAAACAAGCAAUGGAAUAA
Magnusiomyces paraingens is the source of this 1725-nucleotide messenger RNA. RefSeq lists its product as uncharacterized. Lineage: Eukaryota; Fungi; Ascomycota; Dipodascomycetes; Dipodascales; Dipodascaceae. The record is from RefSeq and is a predicted model, not a curated record. The transcript has 3 exons. Bases 1 to 1725 code for a protein of 574 amino acids.